This is a messenger RNA of Gorilla gorilla gorilla (western lowland gorilla), 2772 nucleotides long. It is a transcript of the gene PRPF31, whose product is annotated as pre-mRNA processing factor 31. The record is from RefSeq and is a predicted model, not a curated record. Gene Ontology annotation, biological process: mRNA splicing, via spliceosome; spliceosomal tri-snRNP complex assembly. NCBI's taxonomy places the organism in Eukaryota, Metazoa, Chordata, Mammalia, Primates, Hominidae. The coding region runs from base 154 to 1785 and encodes 543 amino acids. The transcript is spliced from 12 exons. Gene Ontology annotation, cellular component: U4 snRNP; U4/U6 x U5 tri-snRNP complex; precatalytic spliceosome.
AAAUGCGGCCAAGAACAUCGCGAGCGGGGACCAAUCAGAGAGUAGCUUUGCCUCUAUAACGGCGCGAGAGUGAGACGUCAUCGGUGAGCGACUAACGCUCUGGGAAAGCUUAUUUCCUAGAAACAGUGGUGCGCGGAGAGGAGAGGCCUCGGGAUGUCUCUGGCAGAUGAGCUCUUAGCUGAUCUCGAAGAGGCAGCAGAAGAGGAGGAAGGAGGAAGCUAUGGGGAGGAAGAAGAGGAGCCAGCGAUCGAGGAUGUGCAGGAGGAGACACAGCUGGAUCUUUCCGGGGAUUCAGUCAAGACCAUCGCCAAGCUAUGGGACAGUAAGAUGUUUGCUGAGAUUAUGAUGAAGAUUGAGGAGUAUAUCAGCAAGCAAGCCAAAGCUUCAGAAGUGAUGGGACCAGUGGAAGCAGCGCCUGAAUACCGCGUCAUCGUGGAUGCCAACAACCUGACCGUGGAGAUCGAAAACGAGCUGAACAUCAUCCAUAAGUUCAUCCGGGAUAAGUACUCAAAGAGAUUCCCUGAACUGGAGUCCUUGGUCCCCAAUGCACUGGAUUACAUCCGCACGGUCAAGGAGCUGGGCAACAGCCUGGACAAGUGCAAGAACAAUGAGAACCUGCAGCAGAUCCUCACCAAUGCCACCAUCAUGGUCGUCAGCGUCACCGCCUCCACCACCCAGGGGCAGCAGCUGUCGGAGGAGGAGCUGGAGCGGCUGGAGGAGGCCUGCGACAUGGCGCUGGAGCUGAACGCCUCCAAGCACCGCAUCUACGAGUACGUGGAGUCCCGGAUGUCCUUCAUCGCGCCCAACCUGUCCAUCAUUAUCGGGGCAUCCACGGCCGCCAAGAUCAUGGGUGUGGCCGGCGGCCUGACCAACCUCUCCAAGAUGCCCGCCUGCAACAUCAUGCUGCUCGGGGCCCAGCGCAAGACGCUGUCUGGCUUCUCGUCUACCUCUGUGCUGCCCCACACCGGCUACAUCUACCACAGUGACAUCGUGCAGUCCCUGCCACCGGAUCUGCGGCGGAAAGCGGCCCGGCUGGUGGCCGCCAAGUGCACACUGGCAGCCCGUGUGGACAGUUUCCACGAGAGCACAGAAGGGAAGGUGGGCUACGAACUGAAGGAUGAGAUCGAGCGCAAAUUCGACAAGUGGCAGGAGCCGCCGCCCGUGAAGCAGGUGAAGCCGCUGCCUGCGCCCCUGGAUGGACAGCGGAAGAAGCGAGGCGGCCGCAGAUACCGCAAGAUGAAGGAGCGGCUGGGGCUGACAGAGAUCCGGAAGCAGGCCAACCGUAUGAGCUUCGGAGAGAUCGAGGAGGACGCCUACCAGGAGGACCUGGGAUUCAGCCUGGGCCACCUGGGCAAGUCGGGCAGUGGGCGUGUGCGGCAGACGCAGGUAAACGAGGCCACCAAGGCCAGGAUCUCCAAGACGCUGCAGGUAUGGGCCAGACCCAGGUGGGGCUGGGGACCGAGGGACACAAGGUGGGGGGAGCCCAGAUCGCAGCCUCCCUGUCCUCCCCACAGCGGACCCUGCAGAAGCAGAGCGUCGUGUAUGGCGGGAAGUCCACCAUCCGCGACCGCUCCUCGGGCACGGCCUCCAGCGUGGCCUUCACCCCACUCCAGGUACCUCCCCUGGGCCGGCUCUGUCCCCAGCCCUGAGACCUUGGCAAGGCCCCUUGCCCUCUGCCCCUGUGAAGAAGGCCAGGAUGAGUCUCCUCAUGGGGCUGUUGUGGAGGGUGUGGUGACGAGGUAUGCGGAGGACGUAGACAGCUCCUGGCACACAGGAAGACGUUAGCAGAGACGAGAGGCCAGAGCUGAGCAGUCCUCGUGAGCACGCACUGCUUUAGAACCAGGCCCACAGCUGUGUUCAGGGCACCCAGUUCUUCUGUCGGGCUGUGAGCGGGUUACACUGCUCAGCCUCCAGGCCCUCCAGUUCAAAAUGGCCAGGACGGUUAAGGUAACCUCAAGACCCCACUCGAGAAAGUUCCCGGCUAGGCGGGCUUGGAUGUCAAGUGUGGGUCCAGGCCCCAGCCAGUCAGCAGUGAGCAGCGUGGAGCGUGGCAGUCACCGCAUCGUCGGAGCCUCGGUUUACCAUCCAUAGAGCAGGGCGAGCCUGCACCACGGGGGCGAGACGGCAGCGAGCUCAUCUGCUCAGUCAGCGGGUGUCUACGCAGCACCUGCUGAGUUCCGUCGGUGUUCCCGGCUGUGGGGAUGAAGCGACGAAUGAGAGACAAGUCUUACCUUCAUGCAGCCAGUGGGUGGCCGGGCGCAGACAGCUCAGUAAGAUGUCCAGUGUAGGAGAAGGCAGAAAUGCCAGGCCGGGCGCAGACAGCUCGGUAAGAUGUCCAGUGUAGGAGAAGGCAGAAAUGCCAGGCCGGGCGCAGACAGCUCGGUAAGAUGUCCAGUGUAGGAGAAGGCAGAAAUGCCAGGCCGGGCACAGACAGCUCAGUAAGAUGUCCAGUGUAGGAGAAGGCAGAAAUGCCAGGCCGGGCGUGGUGGCUCACGCCUGUAAUCCCAGCACUUUGGGAGGCCCAGGCGGGCGGAUCAUGAGGUCAGGAGAUCGAGACCAUCCUGGCUAACACGGUGAAACCCCGUCUCUACUAAAAAUACAAAAACUUAGCCGGGCGUGGUGGUGGGCGCCUGUAGUCCCAGCUACUGGGGAGGCUGAGGCAGGAGAAUGGCGUGAACCCGGGAGGCAGAGUUUGCAGUGAGCCGAGAUCGCGCCACUGCACUGCAGCCUGGGCGACAGAGCCAGACUCCGUCUCAAAAAAAAAAAAAAAAA